Molecule: messenger RNA, 599 nt
Organism: Mycotypha africana
Lineage: Eukaryota; Fungi; Mucoromycota; Mucoromycetes; Mucorales; Mycotyphaceae
Product: 40S ribosomal protein S17-A
Exons: 3
Coding region: 19-450 (143 amino acids)
Biological process (GO): translation
Cellular component (GO): ribosome
Molecular function (GO): structural constituent of ribosome
Source: RefSeq, a predicted model, not a curated record
AUAUAAUAUUAAAAAAAAAUGGGUCGCGUUAGAACUAAGACUGUCAAGAAAGCUUCUCGUGUUCUUAUCGAAAAGUAUUAUCCUCGCCUCACUCUUGAUUUCCAAGUCAACAAGAAGAUUCUUGAUGAAGUCUCCAUCAUUCAAUCCAAGCGUCUUCGUAACAAGAUCGCUGGUUUCACCACUCACUUGAUGAAGCGUAUCUCUCGCGGCCCUGUUCGUGGUAUCUCCUUCAAAUUACAAGAAGAGGAGCGUGAACGUCGUGACAACUACGUUCCCGAAUUCUCUGCUUUGGAUACCACUCACAUUGAAAUUGAUCCCGAAACUGAGGCUUUGCUUAAGGCUAUCAACUUUGAUAACCUUCCUGGUGUCAGCGUUACUGCUCCCGUUGCAAACAAUGCUCCCCGCAACAACACUCGUGGUCCUCGUGCCCCUCGCAACAAGACUGCUUAAAUUGUAGCCUAAGACUACUUAGUAGUAUCUUCCAUUUACGUCUUUUUUAUCUAUUGAUUGAAAAUGUAUAUGUUAUCCUAUAAUAAAUAGCGAAAGAGUGUAAAUAUUUGCUUAUGUUGGAUUAUACCAUGAAAUUCAUUCUACCUCGU